This is a messenger RNA of Acanthaster planci (crown-of-thorns starfish), 3476 nucleotides long. RefSeq lists its product as uncharacterized. Gene Ontology annotation, molecular function: calcium ion binding; ATP binding; transmembrane receptor protein tyrosine kinase activity. The record is from RefSeq and is a predicted model, not a curated record. Gene Ontology annotation, cellular component: plasma membrane; signaling receptor complex. NCBI's taxonomy places the organism in Eukaryota, Metazoa, Echinodermata, Asteroidea, Valvatida, Acanthasteridae. Gene Ontology annotation, biological process: positive regulation of kinase activity; protein phosphorylation; multicellular organism development.
CUUUCGAUUCAAAGUCAGCGCCACUACUAUAGCAACGGAGAAAACAGCACAGAAGCAGUCGGUAGCUGCACCACCAACGCAGCAGUUCCUGCUAAGCCAAUGGUUCCUGUCCUGGCAACAGAUGUCAACAAUCCUCUAACUGCUAAUACAUUCAAAAUGAGGUUAGCAACAGUAAGUCAACGAAGCGGACCAAUCAGCUGCUUUGAAGUAACAGUCAUUCAGUUGAAUAAUAAUGACGUCAUCGAUGACAGAGACCCGGAUGUUUUGUAUCAUCCUGACAUGCUUGGUACCUACCAGGAGGCAUAUGAUACAGCAGGAAGAGCUUAUGUAGCAUUGACCUUAGCAGGGCACGAACUGAUUGAAGGAAGAGACGUUACGAUAGGGAGUGGAGGAACCUCUGUGUGUGGUAGCAAUGACUCAAGACGCAAGCGAAGGCAAACAACACGACGCCACGAGGGAGAGAAUGGACCGCUAGCGCCUAGUACCAAGUAUACAGCGUUCAUGAGGGCGUAUGCUGUGUUGGAAGAUAGAACAGAAGAUUAUGUAACGAGUGACUUGUUGCAACCAAUCUACACAGCAAAUGCCCAAACCGACAAUGCUACAGUAAUCGCCGUGGUGAGUGUAGUAGGUACGGCAUUCACCAUCGUAUUGAUCGCAUGUGGUGUGAGGAUGUGGAGGAAAACAAGAACAGCAAAGAAUAAUCGGCCCAAACGGACAAUUGUGGAGAUGGAUGAAGUUGACUACGAAAAGACAGUGCCAGAAAAUGGUAUAGCGUCCACUGUCUACGAAGACAUUGGCUUGCCAUCUUGGGCGCUGAGAUGGGAGAUUAAGUGGAAGAACAUGGUGGUUGAUGACAAAGUCCUCGGUCAAGGGAACUUUGGUGAAGUGAGAUCAGGAACUGUGAACAUUGGUGGGAAGAUGACAAAGACAGCAGUCAAAGUUCUAAAAGGACAAGCAUCCAAAACUGAUCGUGAUGACUUCAUGGAAGAAUUUCGUACAAUGACCAGCAUCGGUUACCAUCCUAAUGUUGUGUCGUUACUUGGGGCUUGUCAGAAUGAAGAUGUUCUCUACGUUGCUCUGGAGUUUCUUCCCAACGGUGAUCUGCGCAGCUAUCUGCGCACAGGCCGCUUGGAGUCAAGCUCAGGUGAGGGUGCCUUAUCGUCUGACCAACUCAUUGAGUUUGCCCUGGACGUUGCUAAGGGAAUGAAGCAUCUAGCUAUGUCCGGGGUAAUUCAUCGUGACCUGGCUGCACGAAACAUCUUGCUCGGAAAGGGACUGGUUGCUAAGGUUUCUGACUUUGGACUUUCAAGGGGAGAGGAUAUCUACGUCCAGACUUCUAUGCGCCGUGUUCCCACUCGUUGGUUGUCUAUUGAGUCCUUGAUGUAUCGUACCUACACCACCCAGAGUGACGUGUGGUCCUUUGGAAUUCUGCUUUGGGAAAUAGCUUCAAUUGGGGGCACCCCGUAUCCAUCUAUUGCUACCAAGUCAUUGGCAGCUCAACUUAUGGACGGAUAUCGCAUGUCAAAACCACCGAACUGCAAUGACGAAAUCUACUCUUUGAUGCUUCGUUGCUGGGAGGAGGACCCUAGCAACAGACCCACCUUCAGCGAUCUGGUCCGCAUCCUCAGAGAAAUGGAUGACAAUAAGACUGAGAACACAUACAUGGCUGUAGAUCGCGCUCACUAUGAGAAUUUCAGUGUGAUCCGACCAGAGCUUGAUGACAACUGAACUGUAGGUGCGAGACUCGCCGUCAGCAGAUUCACCUAAGGAAUUGAGAUUAUAAAUGCAUUAUGCAAAUAACAGUUCACUUCUCACCGACUUCACGGUGUGUGUGUAUUUCUUCAGAGCAUGAGAGUGGUAAAAAUGAAACAGUCUUCAAAUGUUUCAGUAUGAAUAAGUCCCAAAACUGCGUGUUGAAUAUUUGUUCUUUUUGAUAUGAAAUUGCACCGAUGAUUUUCCUUUUUACAGUUUGAAUAAAGACUUUGUUAUUGUUAAGAAGACAGACAGUACCCUUUCGAAGCCCUCAAGCUUUAAAAUAUUAUUCAGGUAAUGAGUCAAUAUGAAUAAACUGCGAUAACUGUGAAAAUUAAAUGUGUGAAUUAAAUCAGUGUCUGUGACUAAAACUACAAAUGUUACACUUCUUGCACAAAGCAUGUUUGGAGAAGGGAUGACCAAAAUAUUUAUGCAAACGAAGUAAUUCACCCAUAAUUCUUAGUAAUGUUGACAUUCAAAAUACAUAGACACUUUAAAUUACCUUCAAGGUAAUUGUGUUUUAUUCAUUGUGUGUUUUGGUCGUAAUAAAACAUCUAUCUUAAUAGUAUUAGAAAUUAUGGUAAUUAAGACCAACUUUGUACUUACUCCAUUUUUUAAUAUUUUACAUUCUGACAUUUCUUCCAAACACUCAGACAAUUUGUGUGAAACUAAAGAUAGUUAAAUGUAUACUUAAUCUUUUACAACAAAAAGGUAACGCAUACGUUUAACUAAUCUUUAUUUUGGUUAAGUCAAGUACGCAGAUACCUGUAUACGCAGUUUAGAAAUUAAAGAAGCAAGGAUUACCUUUAUUCUUAAUGUAUUUAAACAUUUUUAACACCACACAAAGCAAUGAUAAUAAGAGGUGAGGUGGCCAUACAUUGGCUUCACCCGCUACUGCUGUUACGUACUUUCAUUUCCUGAACGGUAUCGUGAUUAUAAAUUGAAAGUAUUGACUUAAGGGCAGUUUGUUCAUUUUUAUGCAUAUAGACAGAUACAAACGGCUGAUGCUUUGUAAAUAGUAAAUAUUAUCCUUUAUUAAUACUUGGAAUCAGACUGAAAUAUUUCAUCUUUCCAAUCCUGUGUGCCGCUUCGUCUCUGUUUUCUCAGGGUUGCUGGAAUAAUGUAUUUGGAAUGUUAUUAUAGUCGUGUACUUUCCAUGCGGAAAUAAAACUUUUUUUUUUUCAAAUUUUACUUGUUAUCUUAGAAGUGUUAAUCGGAAUAAUUAUGGGAAUAUUGGGUAAGGCAACUAUUGUCUUUACUUAGGACAUGUUGAAAUUAUAGGUAGCUGCUGAAUUCUGCAAUAUUCAUAAAAUUUAAAUGAGAAAAUUUAUCCAAGAUAGUAAAAGCUCAUCUCAUGUAGUAGUUAAACAUAACAAGGCAACAGCCUUAAUGAAAAAUCUCGUAGUAAACUGGUGUUUUACGCAGUAUCGAUUGGAAACUUAGCUAAUCCUGUACCAGGGAUGCACGAGUUUCAUACUUGUUGGGACGAUGGAGAUUUUUAAAAUCAUUUUCAUAGUGCGGUGAUUACAGUGACAUAACAAAGGAAUGAAAGUGUGGAGGGGACCUGGUGAAGUUAAUGAAAAUAUAGCCAAUAUUAAACGGAGCUGUAUACCACUCCAUUCGUAAAUACCCUUCAAUUCAAAUAUCACAAGAAUUUCCAAAAAUUGUAAACAAAUUUAAAGUGACGAUUACAAUUGAGUUCAAUAAAUUUCUUCCGAAAGAUA